Rana temporaria (common frog) is the source of this 5644-nucleotide messenger RNA. RefSeq names its product clustered mitochondria protein homolog. Gene Ontology annotation, biological process: intracellular distribution of mitochondria. The record is from RefSeq and is a predicted model, not a curated record. Bases 79 to 5088 code for a protein of 1669 amino acids. The transcript is spliced from 26 exons. Gene Ontology annotation, cellular component: cytoplasm. Gene Ontology annotation, molecular function: mRNA binding; protein binding. Lineage: Eukaryota; Metazoa; Chordata; Amphibia; Anura; Ranidae.
CAUAGGGUGACCUCUGUAUUGUAAUUCCCCGUGUUCACUGAUCACACCGCGGAGAGUCCGAUCUAUACACCGGCCACUAUGCAGAUCGAGACCGAGGGGAUCCCCUACCCUGCACAACGCCAGGACACCCCGGGACCAGAAAUGAAUGAUGAAAACACAGUCGGAGUAAGCAGAGAAGAAAGCUUGCUGAAUGUAUUUAAUGUGACCAUUCAACUGCCAGGAGGAGAUGAUGUAGAAAUACAGGUGUCACCAAAAGAGUUAGUACAGGAGAUCAUCCAGGUGUUAAUGGAACAUGAAGAUUCCUGUCAUAGGACAUGCUUUUCGCUGCAGUUUGAAGGCAAUGUCCUGGACAACUUUUCAGAGCUAAAGUCUGUGGCAGGACUGAAAGAUGGUUCUGUUUUUAAAGUGGUGGAAGAACCAUACACCAUCAGAGAAGCUCGAAUUCACAUACGCCAUUUCCGUGAUUUACUGAAAAGCUUGGAACUCGCAGAUGCCUACAACGGAAUAGAUUGUAGCUCAUUGGCCUUCCUGAACAACAUUUCUGAGGGUGAUAUUGGAGAUUUUUCCCCCCAUGAGAACAAUGUCAAGAAGAAAAAACGUUCUUCCUCAGAACAAGGGCUGGAUCAAAUAGAUUGUUCUCCUCCAGAAUACAUUUUUCCUGGAAGUACAGAACGUCCCCUGCAACCACUUCAGCCUAUUAAUUCAGAAAAUAAGCCUCCUCACUGUCUUAAAUCUUUGAUUAUGAGUGGCUGGAAUCCCCCUCCAGGCAAUCGCAGAAUGCAUGGGGACUUGAUGUAUUUGACCGUGGUAACGAUGGAAGACCAUCAUAUUAAUAUCACUUCAUCCAACAGAGGAUUUUACGUCAACCAAUCAACUGCAGAAACAUUUAAUCCUAAACCAUCCUCACCAAGCCACUUGAGUCACAGUAUUGUAGAGCUGCUGAACCAGGUCAGCCCAGCGUUUAAGAAGAAUUUCAGUAUUCUACAAAAGAAAAGGGUAAAUCGUCAUCCACUGGAGAGAAUUGCAACACCAUAUCAGGUUUAUACUUGGAUUGCCCCUAAUACCAACCAUAUCAUUGACUGUGUGCGAGCAGAGGAUGCGUACAACUUGCGCCUAGGAUAUGAAGAACAUAUUCCUGGUCAGACCAGAGACUGGAAUGAAGAGCUGCAGACAACCAGAGAACUCCCUAGGGAGCUCCCAGCAGACCAGCAGCUGCGACAGAGGGCCAAUUUUAAGAUCAACUCUGAUUUUGUUGGAGCCUCCACUCGAGGAGCAAUGGCAGUCAUUGAUGGAAAUGUAAUGGCCAUUAACCCUGGGGAGGAGACAAAAAUGCAGAUGUUUAUUUGGAACAACAUCUUCUUUAGCUUUGGGUUUGAUGUAAGGGAUCACUAUAAGGAUCUGGGUGGAGAUCAUGCAGCCCAUGUUGCUGCCAGCUAUGACUUGAAAGGUGUACAGGCCUACAGUGACCUGGACAUUGAAGAACUUUAUGCCUUGGGUACUGUGGUUCUUGAUUACCGAGGAUACCGAGUAACCGCUCAGUCAAUCAUACCUGGAAUUUUAGACCGUAAAGAAGACCAAGGUGUCCUUUAUGGAUCCAUUGACUUUGGUAAAACUGUGUCGACAAGUUCAAAAUAUCUGUCCUUGCUCCAUAAGGCCUGCAAACCACUGAGGAUAUUGAGGCAUGCUGUUCUGAACGAGAAGAAUGAAGAAUUGCUUCUGUGUUCCUCUGUUGAAUGCAAAGGGAUCGUGGGUAAUGAUGGCCGUCACUACAUUUUGGACCUCCUCCGAACAUUCCCGCCAGACGUAAACUUCCUUCCACUGCAGGAAGAAUAUAUAUUAGAAGAAUGUCGUAACUUUGGAUUUCCAAAACUUUAUCGGCACCGUCUCUGUAGUCUGCGCCAAGAACUUUUGGAAGUCUUUGUACAACACAAGUAUGCACAGUUUAUGAAGAUUGUAAUGGAGCUGUCACAAAAAGGGGAAUUACUUCAGCUUGAUAUGGAUGAAAAUGGAUCACCAAAAGAUGAACUCAAGGGAGCAGACAUUGUAAGGGAAGCAUGUCGCCAGAUUGGCUCUGUGUCCGAGUAUAUUUUUGAUAUACAGUUUAAUCCAGAUGUGUACUCACCAGUGGUUCGGUUCCCAGAGUCUCAAAACAAGGCCAUCCAAAUACAAAAGCGAUUGCUGAGUGAAAUUGCGGCUUUUCUCCUGACUGUACAAAUUCCCAACUUUAUAAAGGCAUGCCUUGGUCAUAUUAUUAUUCCUCUGGAUGGAAAAACACUUACAGAGGCACUUCAUCUUCAUGGGAUCAAUGUACGCUAUUUAGGUACUAUAGCUGCUAUGAUUGAUAAAUUGGAAGCACGUGCCUCUCUGGAUCAUCUUUAUAGAAUUAUUAUCACGGAAAUUGUCACACGAUCAGCCAAAGCAAUCCUCCGGCACUACUUGCAGGGAGUCGAGACGUCUGCCUUGUCAGCUGCAGUGAGCCAUUUUAUGAACUGCUUUCUGAGUUCUUACCCCAACCCUGUGGCCCAUCUGCCUCCCGAUGAACUAAUCUCUCGCAAAAGGAAGAACAAGAGAAAGAUGCGUCCAUUGGAAAAUGGAGACAGCACUGCAUGGACCAGUAUGACUCCAGCUGAUCUGUGGAGACGAAUCCAGCGCAAUACCAAAGACAGCUUUGAUUUUACACUAUCAAGUGUUUCUAUGGAGCACUUGGUUGAGAAGCUUAGCCUGCAGAAAGUGACGCUGCUCCGGGAGUUCUGCAUAAAGACUGGAGUCCAGGUUCUUCUCCGGGAAUAUAACUUUGAAAGCCGUCAUAAACCAGCUUUUACAGAAGAGGAUAUCCUAAAUAUGUUCCCCGUAGUCAAACAUAUCAACAUUAAGGCCAAGGAGGCAAAUGAGCUGUUUCGAAAGGCCCAGAUUAGCAUCCAGCAGGGUAGCCUAAGGGAAGGUGUGGGUUUGCUAAAUGAAGCCCUGGCCCAGUUCAACAGUGUGUAUGGUGCUGUACAUCCCGAGAUUGUUGUAUGUCUACGUCUGCUUGCCCGAAUCAAGUUUCUUUUAGGGGACAUAGCAGAGGCUCUGGAUGAUCAGCAGAAAGCAGUGAUAAUGACGGAGAGAACACUGGGAUAUGACAGCACAAAUGCCAUCCAAGAUUAUGUCCUUCUCUCACAUUUCUGUUUUGCCAGUGGACAGCUACCAGUGUCUCUGAAGCUGUUAUACCGUGCUCGAUACCUAAUGUUGGUUAUAGCAGGUGAAGAUCAUCCUACCAUGGCUACACUAGAUAGCAAUAUCGGUGUAGUUCUACAAGCUGUGUUUGAAUGUGACUUGUCUCUACGAUUUCUUGAGAAAGCCUUGGAGGCUAACAUGAAGUAUUAUGGAAUGAAAUCCUUGGAUGUGGCCUUAAGCCACCAUCUGAUAGCUCUUGCAUUUACCAAUAAAGCAGAAUUUAGAGCAGCAAUGCAGCAUGAAAAGGAAACAUACACCAUAUACAAAACAGUGCUAGGUGAUUCUCACGAGCGGACAAGAGAGAGUUCUGCUUUCUUGAAACAUGUGACACAGCAAGCUGUAAACCUGCAGAGAACCAUGAACGAAAUCUACAAGAAUGGAUCGAUUGCCACUUUACCACAUGUCCAGAUUGUUCCUCCUGGGAUUGAUACCUUUUUGCAACAGCUGAACCUUCUUAAUGGAAUUUUACGGAUCAGUGUCGGUAUUAAUGAACUCAAUGACAGCAACAACCCUAUGCAAAAUAAAAGGCAGAAUUCCACAGACAGUACAGACGAACACAUAGAACAAAUUUUAAAUUCUCUAGCUGCUGGGCAACCCAAAGACGGUGAUGACAAAAAAGAUGGUGGUGAACAGUCCAAAGAUACAGGUGACAAAAAGAAUGGCGGUGAGCCUUCCAAAGAUGGCGAUAACAAAAAUGAUGGCGGUGGAGAGUCGUCGAAAGGCAGUGGAGAUGCAAAGGAUGGAGGUGGUGAGUCGUCAAAAGACAGUGGAGAUGCAAAGGAUGGAGACGGUGAGCAGUCAAAAGACGGGGAUGACAAAAAGGAUGGCAGUGGUGAUAAGCCAAAAGACGGUGAUGACAAAAAGGAUGACAGUGGUGACCAAUCCCAAGAUGGCGAUGACAAAAAGAAAGGUGGUGAUGAUGAAUCCAAAGAUGGGGAUGACAAAAAGGAAGGUGAUAAAGAGGAAGAGCAGUCCAAAGAUGGGGAUGAAAAGAAAAAAGAUGAUGAGCAGUCCAAAGAUGGGGAUGAAAAGAAAGAAGGUGGCGAUGGUGAGCAGUCCAAAGAUGGGGAUGAAAAGAAAGAAGGUGGUGGUGGUGAGAAGUCCAAAGAUGGGGAUGAAAAGAAAGAAGGUGGUGAUGGUGAGCAGUCCAAAGAUGGGGAUGACAAAAAAGAAGGAGACAAUGAGCAGUCCAAAGAUGGUGAGGAGAAAAAAGAAAGCAGUGGGGAUCAGACUAGAGAUGAUGGUGAGAAUAAAGGAGGGGAGGAUAAAUCCAUAGACGGGGAAGAGAAAAAAGUUGGGGAGGAGAAAAAGGAAAGAGAUGAAAAGACUAAAGAUGGAGAGGAGGUGCAGGAAGGGUCUGCAGAUCAAGCCAAGGAUCAAGUGGAGCCAGAGGAAAAGCAAGAGGAGAAGAAGGAAGGGGGGGAUGGCGAGAAGAAGGAUGAAGGUAAGGAGCCAGCUAAAGAUGAAGGGGAAAAAGCAGGGGGUGAGGAACCAGCUAAAGAUGAUGGAGAUAAGCAGGAAGCAGGACAGGAUAAGCCCACAGUUGAUGGGGAUAAUAAGGAAGGAGAGAAGGAGUCAUCUAGCAAAGAGGAGAAAAACGAAGGAAAUGGGGAGCAGGCUGAAGCUGGACAGGAAGACUCUGAUGUCACCAGCAUUGACAAGGACAAUAAGAAUAUAUCUGAGGAGCAGCCUAAAGACACUGAUGAGAAGGAUGCUGCUGUGGUGGAAAACACUGAUGAACAAACUUCAAGUGAUGUGCAAGAUGUAGCUGAGGAGCAGAAAAAUAAUAGUGAACAAAAAGAUGCACCAAAUGAUGUGAGUGAGAAUCCUUCCACAGGCGAUGAAGGGCAGCAGGAUAAGAAGGGAGAGUAGGGUUUAGCAGGGAACGACCAAAGAGGGUAGGAAAACAAAAGAAAUGUGAAUUCUGAUCCACAAACUCAUCCAAAGCUCUGUUUGAUAUCUCAUUUCCGAUAAGAAAUAGGUACAAUUAGGUAAACAAUAUGCUUUACUAUUCUAUCUUGCUUUUUAAAUGAACUUCCAAAUGUCUUUAUAUACAACUGCUUGUGCCUGGGUACAACACAUAUUUGCACUUUAGUAUGGCAGAAUAAUGGGAAAGAUCUUGGCAUUUUUCCUUAUACAAUAAUGUACUAUGUAGAUGAUACAGGUCUAUCUCAGGGCUCGGAUAUAUUCAGUAUGUGCAGUAAAACAAAUAGUAUACCUCUAUGCAAAUAAGAGUCAGGACAUUUUAUAUACUUAGUUUUAACGUAUUGCCUGUUGUUGAUCAAAGGGCGACAGAUUUCAUAAAUUGAUACUGUGAUUUUAACAUUAUAAUACCAAGUUUAUGUGUAUAUAAAAACUGGACUCUAAGCGUAGUUGCUGAAAACCGACAUGUACUUAGAUGAACAAGAUUUAAUAAUAGUUUAAAAAG